This is a messenger RNA of Hevea brasiliensis (rubber tree), 486 nucleotides long. RefSeq lists its product as uncharacterized. The record is from RefSeq and is a predicted model, not a curated record. Lineage: Eukaryota; Viridiplantae; Streptophyta; Magnoliopsida; Malpighiales; Euphorbiaceae. The transcript has a single exon. Gene Ontology annotation, molecular function: nucleic acid binding; RNA-DNA hybrid ribonuclease activity. The coding region runs from base 1 to 486 and encodes 161 amino acids.
AUGGAUCCAAUCAAGUAUGUGUUUGAAAGUCCAUAUCUACCAGGGAGAAUAGCCAAAUGGCAAGUUAUACUAUCUCAAUAUGAUAUCGUCUAUAUGACCAGAAAGGCAAUAAAGGGAAGUGUUAUAGCAGAUCUCUUAGCAGAAAAUCUAAUCGAGGAAUAUGAAGCUUUGGAUUUUGAAUUCCUAGAUGAGUAUGUAAAUACAGUAGAGGAAGAAAUAGGAGAGCAGAGUGAUGUCUGGCAAAUGUAUUUUGAUGGGGCAAUCAAUGUAUCAGGUAAUGGAAUCGGAUCAGUCUUGGUAUCUCCAGAUGGAAAACAUUUCCCAAUUGCAGUAAAGUUAAAAUUUGAAUGUAUAAACAAUAUCACUGAAUAUGAAGCUUGUGUGAGUGGUUUACAAGCAGCCAUUAAAAUGAAAAUCAAGAAGUUAGAAGUAUAUGGCGAUUCAGCUUUAAUAAUUUAUCAAGUGAAAGGGGAAUGGCAGACUUGA